AUGGCCAGCAAGAACCAAGAAGGAGGAAGAACGUUUACCUUCGUAGACUAUGACAUCAAUCGGCGUGGGGUCACCGACUUGGCACGAGCACACUUGAUGAAGGAUCGCGUAAGGUCGAAACGAGAGGCAAACUCGAAAAGCUUGUCAAGAAACCACUUUCUCCCACUGCGAUGGAUGUACCCUAAAGAGGAAAAUGGUGGCCAGAAACCGGAUUUUGCCCAUUCGACAGCGACGGCGACUGCGGCAGCGGCACCAGAUCGACAACUUGGCAUACAACGGCCUCUCAUCUCAGACUAUGCCUCUGUCAUUGAUUUCCCGAAAGAUAUUGUGCCCUUGUCGGCACUCACCAGCAGAUCGAGAUCAGUCUCGCCGAGUUCAAGCGGCAGGAAGCAAGUCGACACGUCGCAGAAUGCUGCAACACGGCAAGCUUGCCCGGAAAGUGGUUCGAUCAGCAGGCACACCAGCCAACCCCUGGAAGCACGCGGCGAUCGGUUAGGUGUGUCCGGAUCGACAGAAUCGCCGUCACCAUCAGAGCCCAAUUCCAGCCUCGGCACAGACAACCCGGAAGUUUGUGUCGACCAGGCAUUACCUGGCGGUACUGCUGACACCCAGCCCGCAUUGCGGGUGACUGCAGAGCCAACUGCUAAAAGAGGAAGAGUCAGCCUCAGAAAUGAUUCAGAGUUUGGCCUGUUGUUUUCCCAAAUCGCAAACAACACUCCUCCUAACCCUAACCCUAACCCUAACCUUCCUCCACAGCCAAAGAUCUUGAGAAAAACAGUGUCCGCUCCAGGCACGCCAGUUCCCAGCAUCCUGUUACCGGAGCUUGAAACUUCGUGUGAAGGGACAUCGAUUCUCUCGACGCCCUCGGACCGGAAUCUCAUUGGGUAUUUCGCCGCCAACGCCGGUGCCAUGCUUGGAUUCGACCGGUUUCCCGAGAUCGUGCAGCAAUAUAACCCGGUACUGACGCUGUUCGUUCCCUUUGCCUUGUCCAGUCAAUGGUGCUUCGAGACCAUGGUGCUGUUGCAGAGUGCAUACCAUCACCGCCGCAGUGUCCCGUCAGUAGACAGCAGGAUGCUGGAGGGCGAAAACCAAUAUCUUGCUUCUCGACAGAACGACAUUCUCGCGAGGACCCGGUCGAGGAUUUCGGCAUUGGCCGUCGACGGGGACUCUACCGAUGAGGACGUGAUCGCCUUUCUCUUUCUCGCAGUCGCCGAGUACCGUGCCGGCCAGCGACAGAUUGGACUGAUGCAUUUCCAGGCGUGGAAGGAAUACUGUGAGAUGCGGCGGAAGCUCCGGGUCAAGCCAUGCGGCCUGCCGUGCAAGAUUGUUGUCUGGUGGUGUGUAUCGAUGCUGGUAGGAGAGGAUGUCAUCCUUGACUCAAUCCUCGACCCGUCGACAACGGAGAGGGUGAGGAAGGACCCUGCAAAGCUGUUCCGCUACUUUGUCAACCGCAGCCCGGCCACGGCCACCAUGGCAGAGGGGACAGAAGAGCCUGUGCCUGUGCCUGUGAAAUUGAGCAGGCACAACACUUGGUGA
Capronia epimyces CBS 606.96 is the source of this 1536-nucleotide messenger RNA. RefSeq lists its product as uncharacterized. The coding region runs from base 1 to 1536 and encodes 511 amino acids. Lineage: Eukaryota; Fungi; Ascomycota; Eurotiomycetes; Chaetothyriales; Herpotrichiellaceae. The record is from RefSeq and is a predicted model, not a curated record. The transcript has a single exon.